UAUUUUAGAUUUCCAUUUAGUAAUUCAUAUUCAUCAGUCCUAAAUAGUUCACGUGUUGUGACCGCGCAUCCUUUAAUCAUUUAUUGUCUAUUGACUUAGUCAAUUUAACUAUUAUUAUAUUUGCUGAUAUCUUAAAAUAUACGUACAUAAGUCGGAGAAUUGCACCGUGCUAUUAUUAUAUAAUUCAUAUCUAUAAUCAAACAAAUUUAUCAUGACAUCAACAAAUACAUUGGAGGAUAACAUCAAAAUGUUACAACAGUAUGUUGAAUAUUUUCCAGAUUUCCCUAAACCAGGAAUCUUAUAUAAGGAUAUAUUAUCAUUGUUAAGCCAUAGUGAUGGAAUAAAAUUGUUGGAGACAAUAUUGAAACAAAUUGCUAAUCAAUUGCGUGGUAAAGUAGAUUGUAUAGCAAUGUUGGAGACUCGUGGUUAUAUUUUUGCUCCAAUACUUGCUUUACAUCUCAAUGUACCAUGCAUACCUGUUGCUAAAAAGGGAAAUUUACCAGGUCCUGUUAUUGAAACAUCAUAUAUUUUAGAAUAUGGAGAAGAUAUUUUGACAGUACAAUUAAAUAGCAUUAUAAAAGGACAGAAGAUAUUCAUAGUGGAUGAUUUUCUUGCGACUGGCGGUACCUUAGAAGCUGCUACAAAGUUAAUACAAAAAGCAGGUGGAGAAGUUGUGCAAGGAUUGGUCUUGAUGGAAAAAUUAGAAUUAGAAGGACGUAAAAGAUUAAAUUUUCCCAUGAUAUCGUUAAUGUCUGAAUAACUGUUGAAAACAAACUGCUUAUUUUAAUUUAACUCUGUGCAUUAAAUAAUUUAUAACAAUAUCUUAUUAYUAUUAAAAAAAAAAUGUAUCCAU
Diuraphis noxia (Russian wheat aphid) is the source of this 853-nucleotide messenger RNA. RefSeq names its product adenine phosphoribosyltransferase-like. Gene Ontology annotation, biological process: adenine salvage; AMP salvage. Gene Ontology annotation, molecular function: AMP binding; adenine phosphoribosyltransferase activity; adenine binding. NCBI's taxonomy places the organism in Eukaryota, Metazoa, Arthropoda, Insecta, Hemiptera, Aphididae. Gene Ontology annotation, cellular component: cytoplasm. The record is from RefSeq and is a predicted model, not a curated record.